CCGUUGUAAAAUAGCUCAUGUAUAAGAAAGAGAUAGUGGAACUUGCAUUUGGAUUACAAAGUUUGGUUCUCUAUGGUUUCAGUAAGAUACCAAAACCAAUCUUGCAAAAUGUAUUUGAUUCUUGCAUCAGUAGUUAAAGCUUAAAAAUUUUGGUAAUAUUUUUUGGCCUCUGGAUAUGACAUGGUUCAUAUAUAAACUUGAAUUGGAAACUAGGAUUGGUUGAGUUAAUGGAAGAAAAAUUUUAUAUCUUUGAAACAAAAAAGAUAAAAAGAAGCUAUUUUACACUGAGCAUAGAGCUCAUGUAACUGGUACACAGCAAGCAUAGAGAGCCCUGGUUCGCACGCACCUACUUACUCUUCUUAUUUUCAGAGUCUCUCCGAUUUGCAGACUAACCUUUGUAAUCGUUUAACAAAGUUUAGAGACAGCGGGAAUGAAAAACCAAAAUCUCGGCAGCCACAGCAAAGAAGGGAUAUAAAUGAAUGAAGAAGUGAAUGAGGAUUUCCAAGUGGAGGUUGUGUCUCAUCAUCAAACGCCAAUAUUCAGGUUCAAGUAAACCCAGCCAAUAUUCAGGUUCAAGUAAACCCAACCUCACAGCCUGGUUCAACAAAUACGUGGACAAAGCCGAUGUCUGUUCGUGGAACUCGGUUAUUGCAGACUUGGCUCGGAGCGGUAACUCCGUCGAAGCCCUCCGAGCCUUUUCGUCAAUGCGAAGGCUCUCGCUCACCCCCAACCGCUCCUCCUUUCCUUGCGCCAUCAAAUCCUGCUCGGCUCUGUUGGAUCUUUACUCCGGCAGGCAAGCCCACCAGCAGGCCUUGGUUUUCGGCUUCGAGUCCGAUCUUUUCGUCUCCUCUGCUCUCAUUGACAUGUACUGCAGGUGCGGUUUAUUGAGGGACGCAUGGAAGUUGUUCGACGAAAUUCCUCGCAGAAAUGUGGUCUCUUGGACGUCCAUGAUCACAGGCUGCUUGCUAAACGACCACACCCGCCAAGCCUUGUUGCUUUUUAAGGAGUUGUUGGUCGAUGAAUUUGACAAUGAGGACGUUGCUUUAGAUCCGGUUGUUCUGGUUUCGGUUUUGUCGGCUUGUUCUCGUGUUUCCAGCAAGGGACUUACCCAAUGUGUUCAUGGGUUGGUGAUGACAAGGGGUUUUGAUGAGGAUUUAGGAGUUGGAAACACCUUGAUGGAUGCAUACGCCAAGUGCGGUGAGCUCGGUCUGUCUAGGAAGGUGUUUGAUGGAAUGGCUCAAAGGGAUUUGGUUUCUUGGAACUCCAUGAUUGCAAUAUAUGCACAAAGUGGAUUUUCUAAUGAAGCAUUGCAUGUUUUCUAUGGGAUGGUGAAGGAGGGUGACUUACUCUACAAUGCAGUGACAUUGUCUGCCGUCUUGUUAGCCUGUGCGCACGCUGGGGCUCUGCUAGUGGGCCAAUGCGUACAUGAUCAGGUUGUAAAAAUGGGCUUGGAAGAGAAUGUGAUUGUGUCUACCUCUAUUAUUGACAUGUAUUGUAAGUGUGGAAGAGUUGACAUGGCAAGGAAGGCAUUUGAUUGCAUGAAGGAGAAGAAUGUCAAGACCUGGACUGCUAUGGUUGCAGGUUAUGGAAUGCAUGGUCGGGCCAAGGAGGCUUUGGAAGUCUUCUACAAAAUGAUAAGCCAUGGCAUUAAGCCAAAUUACAUAACAUUUGUGUCGCUUCUAAAUGCUUGCAGCCAUGCUGGUCUAUUAGCAGAAGGAUGGUAUUGGUUUAAUACCAUGAACCAUGAAUUUGGUGUAAAACCUGGGAUUGAGCACUAUGGGUGCAUGGUGGACCUUCUUGGGCGUGCCGGUGAUCUCACUAAGGCUUAUGAUUUAAUAAAAGGAAUGACAAUGAGGCCAGACUCUGUGGUCUGGGGUUCCUUUCUUGGGGCUUGUAGGAUACACAAAAACGUGAAGCUUGCAGAGAUUUCUGCUAGGAAACUGUUUGAGUUGGAUCCAAAUAAUUGUGGGUACUACAUCUUGCUUUCAAAUAUAUAUGCCGAUGCUGGGAGAUGGGAAGAUGUUGAGAAGAUGAGACUACUAAUGAAGAAUCGUGGACUGGCUAAACCGCCUGGAUUCAGUGUGGUUGAACUGAAAGGUAUGGUUCAUUUAUUUUUAGUUGGAGAUAGGGAGCAUCCUCAGCAUAAAAAGAUUUAUGAGUAUCUGGAAAAACUAACUAUAAAGCUGCAAGAAGCUGGCUAUGCACCUGAUAUGGCUUCAGUUCUUCACGACGUUGAUGAGGAAGAGAAAGAAAUGACCCUGAGAGUUCAUAGUGAGAAGCUAGCUGUUGCCUUUGGAAUCAUGAAUUCAGCACCUGGUACAACAAUUCAGAUCAUCAAGAAUCUUCGAGUAUGUGCUGACUGUCACACUGUGAUCAAGCUGAUAUCCAACGUUGUAAAUCGGGAGAUUGUAGUCAGAGAUUCAAAACGGUUUCAUCACUUCAGGGAUGGGUUGUGUUCUUGUGGAGAUUUUUGGUAAUGGCUCCGUAAGUAAGAAGUUUGGAUUGGUAGGCAAAUUUGCCUUGACAGACAAGGUUACUGAUAUAGAGAUGUUAUGAAUCAUACUAAAGAAAUUAUUACAGUGUACUUUCUACCGCGGAUUCUUUUGUUUGAUCAAAUAUGCUUCAGAAGACGAGUUAUGUUAAGCAAUGAACCAAGUUCUGAAUGUCUCUCUCAAGUUCUAUGGAGUAUACAGGUUCUAAUUUUGCAUCUUCAGUAUGCUACAACUCGUCUUCCGUCGUCGGUGCUAAUGGUUUGGAUUCGCUUAACGAGAAUCCAAAUGUUGAGUUGAUUGUACGGGAAAGGUUAGCGAGAAUUAUUAUUUUAUUAACCAAAAGUGGUAUUAGCUAAUUUCCAGCCCGCCAAUAUGAAGGAAAUUGCCAAAUUGGGCGAUCACGUUUAUUUUCAAGAUACCAUGUCUGGCAUCCAGCUUAUUACCCCAUGGGUUGUUAGGUCUAAACUGUCAAUUGAAAACUCAACGAGACAUGCCAUUUUCCUACCAAUUUUUUUUUUUUUUUUUCCUGCCCGAUACAAAGAAUUGAAAGAAACAAACCUCAUAGAGAUUCAAGGCAUGAAGCAGGGGUCAUCAGUAAUUGGUUUCCGAGAUGAAUUGAAUUGACCAAAAAUAAAAUUGAUAUUGUUGACCGAUUCAAAGCUCUCUGGUGUUGUUUGACCAAGAAGAAGCUCUCGGUCUCGGCUUUAGAAUCCAAAAGAAAAGGAAGAAACCCUAGACGAGAGAACGGGCCGCCGGGCCCAAUUAGGUGACUGAGUGAGAGUGGGAAUAAAAAGAGUGGCGGAAUCGUAAUUAAUGCGAUCGAGAGGGGUCAAGGCGUAUAAUUGACGCGAGGGAGAGGGGGGUGUGGCCAUUGGACCAUAGCAAAAACCGGAAUCACAUUUCUCAUCACAAAGCAGCAUUUGGCAGCGAGAGGUUUGGGAGAGCAAAACCAAGCCCUCUCUCUCUCUCUCUCUCUCUUCAUCGCUUCCAUUCCUAAUUCCCAAAU
This is a messenger RNA of Rosa chinensis, 3498 nucleotides long. Its product is annotated as pentatricopeptide repeat-containing protein At3g26782, mitochondrial. Gene Ontology annotation, biological process: RNA modification. Bases 492 to 2477 code for a protein of 661 amino acids. The transcript has 2 exons. Gene Ontology annotation, molecular function: protein binding; zinc ion binding; RNA binding. NCBI's taxonomy places the organism in Eukaryota, Viridiplantae, Streptophyta, Magnoliopsida, Rosales, Rosaceae. The record is from RefSeq and is a predicted model, not a curated record.